UCCACGUGAUAAGUGCGAGCAUUCUGCCCCUUCUCUCCAUCCUCGGCGUCCUUCACAUUCAUGAACACUCACCUGUGAAGAUGAGCGUGUGUCUUCUCUGGCUCGGCCUGAGCGCUCUGUGGCAAGCGGCCGACACACAGGCAGCAUUCACCAUUGAUCAGGUGACGUUGACUGUGCUUCCUGGUAAUAAUGUGGCGAGUGGCACUAACCUGACCUUGCGUUGCGAAGCCAAGGUCAGUCACAGCCUCCCGCAGCCGCUGACAUACAGCUUCAGGUUCCUGCAGGACGAUCAGGUCAUGUACUCCAAAAAUACCAGCGCCUCAGUGGUGGAGCGCAGUUUAUCUCCAGCCAGGGUGUUCAACUCGGGUCGCUACCAGUGCGAUGUCCGCAUCUACGACAAGACCAAGACAAGCACCAGUCAGACACUCAGAGUCACAGGCCUUCAAGUCCCCAUGCUGAAGGUGAAGUCUGAUAUCAUUUCUGAGGGUGAAGACAUCAGUGCCACAUGCUUUGCACCAGAGGAGACGGGCGGUCUGAACUUCUAUUUCUACGAGGACGAUCAGGAGGUCAAGCGAGUCUCUAGCAAGAGCAACUCUGUGACGACCACUCUUGCCAUGCAGAAGCUCACAGACGUCUACCUGCACUGUGUCUAUAUAUAUCUCAUGCAUCCUGAUGCGGGCUUCUCCAACAAAAGCAACACUGUGAAAGUGAUUGUGCAAGAUCUUGAUGUGAUCAGGCCGCAAAUAAGCAUCUCCCCCAACGCGAAUGUUGUUGAGGGAGACAGGGUGCAGAUCACAUGUCGGGUGCAAUAUUCCUCAGAUCUCGAGUUGUUCCUUACCAAAGGCAACACCGUACUUCGUCAAUCUCAGUCAACGUUCGCAUACAGCCUCACAGUAAGAGCUGAGGAUUCAGGGGACUAUGUGUGUAAAGCAGAGAAAGGCAGCGUGCAAAAGAAGACCGUCUAUAAGCUAAAUGUCACAGAACUGUUCUCGAAGCCGAUUUUGAGAAUGAGCCCAGAUCAGGUUUUCGAAGGGGAACGCUUCACUCUGUCCUGCCGCAGUGCUGUACGCUCCUCGGAGAAGAUCAAAAAAGCGGACAUAAAGUAUGCGUUGCUGAAAGAAGAUCGGCACAUUUAUUCAGGUGCCGACUACUUUGCCACUGCGAGCCUGGCCACCAAUGGGAAAUACUCCUGUAUGGCAGUGGCUAAAGGAGUUAACAAGACCAGCCAACAACUCCAUUUAAAAGCUAAAGUGCCUGUUUCUGCCCCAGUCAUCCGUGUCGUUGAUAAGGUGAUUGUUGGUCGGCCAUUCAAGGUUUCGUGUGAGGCUGAGAAUGGAACGCUUCCAAUAACAUACACCUUACUGAAGGCCCGCGUGUCAAUGGCUGAGAGGAGAGUGGAUGAGGCUGCUGACAAGGCACUCUUCAGCAUUAACUCCAUCAGUUCUCCAGAAGAGAUCUACAGCUUCACAUGUCAGGCUCAAAACCAGGGGCCAUCGAUCAGUAGCACCAGUCAACCCCUUACAGCAGAAGUCAUAGUACCAGUGUCCAAGCCAGUCCUGGAGCCACAGGACGUUACAGUCACAGAGGGCUCAGACCUCACCCUCACCUGCCGUGUACAGAAGGGCACUUACCCAAUCACCUUUACCUGGUAUCACAACAGGCUCCCUUUAUCCAGCCAAAAAGUCAGAUCCUUAGAAGGACGUUAUAUCAUCGUAACCAUAGAACGAGUCCAGCGAGGCGACUACUACUGUGAGGCGUCCAAUUACAACACUGAAAUUAAAAGUAGUUAUCCAGCCAGGAUUGGAGUCAGUUUAGCGGUGUGGAAGAAAGCUCUUAUUGGAGUGUUUUGUAUCUUGCUUUUGGUGGCUAUCGUCAUAGUCCUGACAGUCUUUUUGAAGAAAAUGCCAAAUCCACGCAGAAAAAAGCAAGCAACUGAGUUAUCAGUUAAACCUUCAAGGCCCAAAUCAGGUGACCCUAUGAGAAUCAGCCUCACUCUCGACAUUGAAGACAACACCAUUCUCAAUGGCACUCCUUGUGUGAUGGGCAGGAAUGUCUGGAGUGAAAAUGCAUCUGGCUCAGAUUCUGACGAUCAUACCGACGUGGACUCUGAGUUGGUUCACCCACAGGAAGUGGAUCCCAGCAAAGAAGUUCUUGUGAAGAAAAGCAUAGAGCCUGAACACAGUGGCCAGCAUACAGAGGUCCAGAUGUCCACACCAGGAGUUUCGGAACAGGCUGAGGGCCAGGCGGCUCUGGAGUAUGCGCAACUCAACAACAGUGAACAAGAACCUGCAUAGUGUCUCAACACAUUACAUCUAAUUUAUUCAGCUUCUUCACCACCAGAGGCUGAUCUUCAUUUAUGAUAUGUUGACAUUGAACAUUUUAGUUUGACGGUAUCAUUAAUAUUACUUUGUGGCCUGGAUUGUUUGUAAUGUGAGUAAGAUGUGUUAUGAUGUUUAUAUACAGUAUCAGAGAUUAAAAUCUGAGCAGUCAAGUCUU
Molecule: messenger RNA, 2496 nt
Organism: Rhinichthys klamathensis goyatoka
Lineage: Eukaryota; Metazoa; Chordata; Actinopteri; Cypriniformes; Leuciscidae
Gene: pecam1a
Product: platelet and endothelial cell adhesion molecule 1a
Exons: 15
Coding region: 81-2294 (737 amino acids)
Biological process (GO): cell surface receptor signaling pathway
Molecular function (GO): transmembrane signaling receptor activity
Source: RefSeq, a predicted model, not a curated record